Molecule: messenger RNA, 12014 nt
Organism: Gigantopelta aegis
Lineage: Eukaryota; Metazoa; Mollusca; Gastropoda; Neomphalida; Peltospiridae
Exons: 29
Coding region: 1-11853 (3950 amino acids)
Biological process (GO): lipid transport
Molecular function (GO): lipid carrier activity
Source: RefSeq, a predicted model, not a curated record
AUGCCUAAUGCAAGGAUCAGACUAUCAACUGUCACGAAGAAGUUGGCCAACUCAACGGUUAACGUUGUAUUUUCCCUCAGUCUCAACUUACGAGAAGUUGUAUACGACGAGUAUCGAGCUAGUGUUUAUCAGCUAUCUCUGUGGUCUGUUCUACUAAUACGUACAGAUUCGCACAUUACCGUGGACGUUGGACUGAUUGUUUGUGUCAGUAUAAAACAGCACGUUGUGGCCAAGAGAGCCAGAAAGUCGAGUAGCGCCAUCCCUAACACAAUGAAGUCAACACGACUUCUUGUUCUCGUCGCCUUACUGGCUUGGACACAUGCGGUGAGCUGUUCAAACACGUCAUGGGUGGGAGUCGAGACAGGGAUCCCCACAGUUUAUUUUCAUGUUUAUUUUCCAGGUCCAAUAAACGUGCGACUGGGAGAUGAGAGCACAUCGUGCGCUAGACGAUGCACAGCAUCCAACAAGUUCAAGUACGUCCCAGGAGUGACGUAUGAGCAUGACUAUCACGUGACGACGGAAACGCUGAUGGGCGGAGCCAAUGGCGAGAAGGCUGUCAUUCAGAUCCACGCGACAGCCGAUAUCGAGGCGCUCACCAAAUGCGACUUUGCACUAAGGUUGAGAAAUGUACGGCUGUAUGACACGUCUCGUGGGCAGUUAACGUUCAUCGACAAUGUCGGCCGAUUCCGACAAACCUUGGAACGCAACCCGCUGCGCUUCUCAUUCCAAGAUGGCGUCAUCGAAGACCUGUGCCCAUCAGACGACGAAGAGCCGUGGGCUCUCAACGUCAAGAGAGGCGUCCUGACGGUCCUGCAGAACUCCAUGGACAACACAGACCAGGAUCAGACCACCAAGGAGACUGACGUCACUGGGAACUGCGUCACAGACUACAAAGUAACUGACCGCGGCUGGUACUCCACGACUGUCAAGAAAACCAAAGAUCUUCUGAGCUGCACUGGUCGCCAUGGCUACCAGAGCGCCAUGCACGCAGUCCCGUACAGAGUUCCGUCAGACAUCCAAUCGCUGCCCUUAAUAAAGAGUACUCACGAGUGUGAGCACAAGGUGGCCAAAGACGGGUUCAUGACCAGCGCCCUCUGUCGUGAAUCCCACAUCUUCCGCCCGUUCUCCAAUCAAAACAGCGGAGCUGUCACACACGUCACACAGAAACUUGAGUUCAAGCAGCGCAACGGCAGAGUAACCACUGACAGAAAUUUCAUCUACAGCAGAGUUGACAUGAACUUCCAACACGUCACUGGACACGGGCACGGCGAUCACCAGAGGAACCUCGAUGCCAAGCUGAACGAGCUGUGUGCGUCGUCCGAACACGACAUCCGCCCUGAGGUCCCCCGACUCUUCUCCGACCUCGUGUUCGUCGUCAGGGACGUGGACAGCACCGUCAUACGACAAACACUCAUGCGUGUGAAAAAGGAACAGGUCUGCAGAGGGAACAUUGUGAGAGGAAGGAAAUUCCUGCUGGAUGCCAUUCCAAUGGCUGGAACAAGCUCCUCAGUGCAGGUUCUGAAGGAACUGCUACUCAGCAAAGAUGUGACAGGAGUGGAAGCCGACAUGUGGUUGACCUCGCUUGCCUUCAUCCAGAACCCCACCAGAGCGAUGUUGGAGGAGGUAAAGCCUCUCGUUGAAUCCCCGGAACUGAAGCUGAAGGCCAUGUUGCCAGUAUCCACUCUGGUGAACAACUACUGCGAGCGAAACCACUGCGGAGAGGAGUAUGCUGUGGACAAUAUCAUUUCCAGCCUUGAGAGGAACAUAGGCUACAGGUGCAUGGUCCGUGACGCAAAUCUGGAGGUUGUUUUGAUGACGCUAAGAGCUAUUGGUAAUGCCGGUCACCUACGAAGGAUAUCCUCCAUUUUGUCCAACUGUAUCACCGAAAGUACUAAUCCAAUGGAGGUCAGAAUCGCGGCAGUAGAGGGAUUCCGCAGAGUUCCAUGUGAUGCUGAUAGAAACGACAUUAUUAGACUUUACCAGGACACGGAAGAGGAUUCAGAAAUCCGUAUUGGCGCUUACCUCGGUCUCAUGGUAUGCCCAUCUGAAGACACCCUGAACAUCAUCACGCAGACGCUAACGAGAGAAAAGGCCAGCCAGGUUGGAUCGUUCAUUUGGUCCCACCUCACAAAUCUCAUGGAAUCCGCGAGCCCACAUAAACAAAGCAUCAAAGCCAUUUUGGAAAAGGAAGAUUUGAAGAAAGAGUUUGACUUGGAGAAGUUGAAAUACUCGAGGAACUACGAGGGGUCUUUGUUUUUCGAAAGGUUAAAUACUGGAGCUGUGGUCGAAAGCAAUUUGAUCUGGUCUCCGAAAUCCUUCGUCCCACGGUCUGCUAUGGUCAACCUGACUGUGGACCUGUUUGGAAACUCAAUAAAUCUUUUUGAACUUGGCGGACGGAUUGAAGGACUCGAGUACCUGCUGGAAACAUAUCUUGGACCAUAUGGUUAUUUCGGUAAUAAGAACAUGGAGAGGACAAUUGCUGAGAGUCGAGAAAAGCUUAAACAACUCAGAGGUUCGAUGUACAUGAGGAUUUUCGGCAACGAAAUGUCCUACACGCACUUCAAAGGCAUCGACUCGUUCACCGAUGGAAAGAGGUUCAACCUCCUUGAUACUCUGAUCCGGAUGUCUAAGGAACACGACUACGCUUUCACCCAGAGCGUCAUGUUCAUGGACAGUACCGUGAUCAUCCCGACCAGCUCUGGUCUUCCCCUCAACCUGACUGUCAACGGAACGGCAACAGUUGACCUGAAGGCGGUGGGCAAGAUGGAUCUCCGCAAGGCUGCCAAGAGUCCGAGGAGUCUCCUCGUUGAUGGAACCAUCCAGCCAAGUGGUGCUAUUCGUUUCGCGGGAGCUAUGACUGUCGAUGCGUUCAUCACAAAGACAGGAAUGAGGAUCGUCAACACGUGGCACUCCAGCACUACCGUCCGAGGCAGAAUCGAACUGGACCGCGGGAAGAUACUCAGCGCAGAGAUUGAGGCUCCCAAAAACAAAAUGGAGAUUCUUGACGUCAAAACUGGGUUCUUCUCCAUUCACGGUGACGUAGAGCGGGAAGAAAAACUCUUGGAUAACAAACGGAAAACCAUCAAACUGUGCUCAGGACAGAGACUGGCAAUGCUUUCCGGCCUGGAGACAUGCGCAGAGUUCCAGUAUGUCAACGCUUCCUACGUAGAGGACGCCCCCUACUUCCCUCUCACUGGACCUCUGUCUUUUGAGCUGACACUGGAAACACGCGACACCCAUUCUGUCUACAAACUACUAGCAAAACGCACAGAGUCCAAAUCGUCCAGCGUUGCUCAGCUGGCCUUUGACACACCUGGAUCCAAAGUACAGCGUGCUCUUUCUUUCGACAUAAGUAUGAACCACAAACAGAAACAACUGGAUAUUAUCUUCCUGACCCCAUGGAAAGAGGCAUCUCUACAAGGUAAAAUAACAAAUGACCGAGACCUGAAGAAAAUCGCCGGUGUUCUGAUUAUAGACCAAACGAGACGGUACUCCAUGAUAAGUGAGCUUUCAAUUAAAAAGAUGAAAAACGGUUAUGCUUACAUCCCCCGCAUUGAGUUUCAACAUCCAGGAAUACAGACAGUUGAGAUGAGCGGGAAAAUUAUCAUCGAGAAAAGAAGCAAGAUUGAUGUUGACCUAACACUUCAUGGUAUCAGGACAAACCCACUGACAAUAAAAUCAACCAUAAUGAACACAGACAAAGAAUCUGGCGUCAGACUCAUAGUUGGUCUGAGCGACAAAGAGCAGUAUUCCGUAGAUGCCGGAUUAAUCCACGAUCAGAAACAAACUAGCAACUCGUUCAAGUUUGUCCCAACACUGAAGAUCCAGACGCCCACGUCUACUCCGGUUUCGAUCACAGGCAGUCUGGAUUACAAGGAAGGAAAAUCUCUGAAGGGCAGUGGUAUGGUGGACAUCAAAAAGUUAAUGACCAAAGCUAUAGCGAUGAAAGGUAGUUUAACAAUGAACAGCAGAGGUUACUAUGGUGGUGUCAAUAUCAAGUCUAAGUACCUGGCGGUGAAAGUGACUGGAAAUGUAAUCAAUAAGAAAGACGGCACUGUGUCAUCAAAACUAGCUGUGGAUUAUGACUUGCCCAAGCACAAAAACAUCAGAAAGAACAAGAUCACUCUCAGCUCAAAAUUCAAGGACAAGAGCACGGCCUCACUAUCCAAGUUCUUGGUGAAUGCGAACAUGGUGGUGAAGAAGAACCCUGAACUAAACUUCCAGGCCGACCUUGACAUGAGUCACAAUCCACGUAAACACACGGGGAUGAACAUAGAAGUGAAAUACGGAAAGAGCGUCAAGGACCUGAAGAAGGUGGUCACUGUGUCAGCAAACGUGAACCAUGCCCUCAAGAGUAAAUCAUCGUCCGUCGACUACAAAGUCAGAGUUAAACAUCCAGCCAAGGGAACAAAUAUAUCUUGGCAAGGUAACCACAAGCACGACAGUAAGAGUUUGGUCACUUCUCACAAACUUAACUACGGGAACGGUAGGCAAAUCAGCACUGAUCUUACGCUAAAAGACAACAGCAAAAAACUGAAAAAACUUUCGGGCAAUUUUCAGGUUGUCUAUCUAGGAAAGAAAAUGUCUGUUAACACCGAUUUGACACAGCCGUCGUCUGGUAAGUACAAGCACACCAUCAACGGGAAAUAUGGGAAGACCAAAGGCAGCAUCGUCACUGAGUAUACCAAGGGUAAAGAUGGUUCACACACAGUCAGUUCUGAUAUCAUGCUGCCCAAUGUUGACCAUACGAGAAUCACAGGGAGCACUAACUUGAAUAGAAAUGAUUUCAAAGCUACAGGAAAUGUGCUUUAUGGCAAGAAGGAGUAUGGCGUUAAGACAAGCUACAAGUACCUCACAGGAAAACAGGGAAAACUGGCACUCGAUGUUAAAUACCCAUCACAGAAAAUUGAGGUAGAACUUGAAGGUGAGAAGAAUGAUUCUGAGUACUCCGGUAGAUUUGACGCCAAAUGGGACAAUAAGAAACGGAUCCAAGUCACUGGCAGUAUUGACAUUCCGUCCAUUAAUGAUGUCGACUCAACAUUAGAGCUGAAGUAUCCUUCACAAUCGAUUAAGUUUAACAUGCGACAUCACAAACGUGAUGACUAUAUCACGCAUGCUGACGUCUCGUGGUCAAAGGGAAAGAAAAUUGUUUUGGACACAACAUUCAAAUCUCAAGAGUCUAGAGGAAGCAACACCAAGACAGCAGCACUCAGCUUGAAGACUCCAUUUAAACUAGUGGAUGAUGUUGCCAUGGAACUAUCAGCUGCGAAUGACAACGGGAAGUAUGCCGUAAAAAGUAAAGUACAAUGGAAUGGGAAACGCAAAGAAAUCACAUCAUCAAUUGACGUUCUAAAACCAGUAUCUGCAAGACAUCUUAAUCUCUUUGUGACGGCAUCGACUCCAUUUGAAAAUAUGCGCCGACUCCAGUUCGACGUACGUCACGCACUGACCAGCAAACUCAACACAGAAAUCAAAGCAUCCAUGGACAGGAAAAAUGUGAAAAUUGUUCUUUCUGGUGAAAACAGAAAUGGUGCUGGUAAAAGAGACGUAGAGGGUUUGGUUUCAUUCGAGUCGAAUAUUCCUAAAUUUCCAUCUGUUGAAUUGCAGGUGAAACAUGUUGAUGACUGGACAGACUACAACACGAACGUCGUUGUCGACAUUGGUGGACAUAAGUAUGUCUAUGACCUUGAACUCCAUCACCAGAACCGUGGUUUCCAAGUUAUUAAUAAUGGAAAACUGCAUGUUGCCGCUGGUUCUUAUUAUCGUCUGUCCAACACAUGGCAACAUCACAAUACAGACAAAACCAUUAAAACGGUUGUCAACUCUGACUGGGGAAGAGGAAACAGAAUACGAUUUGACCUGUCUGGAAAUCACGAUGCAUCCGAUCGAAUGAAGACUGUUGGCAGCCUGGAUUUAGAAACACCAUGGACUCCAUUACGCUCUGUUAAUAUCAAUCUCAGCAACGAAUUUGGCAGUGGAUAUAUUGCCCAACAAACACAUUAUGUACAUGACGGAGUUCCGAAGGUAUCAACGAAUGUCAACUACAUCAAGAUGCCUGACCACACAGAGGCUGAUUUCUCCAUUGCAACUCCUUGGACUGAAGAUAUUUCCGGAAAGCUGAACACACGCUCUAAACGAUAUCCCAUGACAGGGCAUGCUGAACUCCAGUGGUCACCAUACAAGAAAUUCACGGCAGACGGUUCUCUGACUGCAAUAUCCCUAACUAACAUCAAUGGCGAUCUGCGAAUUACAACACCUUACCAAAGAGUUAGGAGCAUAUUCAUCAGAGCAUCACAAAUGAAAAAGGGACCGGAAAUCAUCACAACUGCUGCUGUAGAAUAUGGUACUAGAAAAACGAUUGAAUUUGAAAAUCGAAUUCAAGUAGAAAAUGGCAUCAAAAUAUUUUCAAAGGUUGAAACACCAUUUGCCAGCUUUAAGCUGAUACAAGCUGGUUAUCAGCUCCGUGGAGAUGUACAUGACUUUGAUACAAAAGCUGAAUUCACUGCUUCACCCAUUAUUGGAACAUUUAAAGGGGCACUGAACUGGAAUUACGUUUCAGAUCUCAGUGGAAAACUGAGAAUUGAUACACCAUACCAACGUUUCCCAUAUUUCCAACUAUCUAUACAAAAUGAUGAAUCACGAAACCACUUCCUGGCUGAAGCUGAAUAUUCUCCACAACAAAUCAUAAGAGUUGAUGCCAAAUACAAGUUCAGUGGACCGAUAGAUAUUGAAACCACCCUGAAAACACCGUUCACAAAUGCAGAAUAUAUGAGUGCAGGUUUCAAAUAUACAAUGGGAAGUCAAGCAAUAGAAACAUCCGCUAAAGGUAAAUUUGGAUCGUAUGAUCCUGUGCAAGCUUCUCUGAGACUGAAGUGGAACGAAGGUAUAGACGGUACCGUCAGUAUAAAAACUCCAAUGAAAGAAAUUAAAAGCAGCAAACUUGUCAUUCAUCACCACGGCUCCAUAACCGACUUCAAGAGUUCGUGUGAUUUCAAGCUGAAUAAAGAGAAACUGCUUUCUGUAGAUGCAGAGUUCCAAGACCAGCAGCAAACCAAGGGAACUCUGACCAUUGCGAGUAGCCGUUUCAGUGAUAUAAGGGUCGAAGUAAUGAAGUAUGGAAAUCUAGAGAACUUCAAGGGCUUUGCAUCUCUUACCUAUGGUGAUUCCCAGACUGUUAAAGCAACAGUGCAAAAUACAAUGUCAGGAAGACGCCUCAAGUCAGUUGUCAGUAUUGAAACACCAUUUGCAGAAAGUAUUGAUAUGAUGGUGGAUUACAGGGGGAACUUAAAAAAUUUCACUACAAAAAUAUCUGGUUCACUUGGCCGAAAAUACAGUAUUAGAAAUGAUUUCAGUUUUAAGACUGAUACUCAGUUAACUGAAGGUUCUGAUGUUCUAAGUUACAAAAUAGCUGAUCAGACACAAGACAUUGGAUUCUCCUUUCACAAAGAUGGUACACAGGACAACUGGACGGCAAAGAUGGAUGGAUACAUUGAUAACAAACAUAUCAAAAUUGGUGCACAUUUUACGCACGAUGGUAACGUUGAUGGCAAGCUAAAGGUACAAACUCCGUUUGACAGUUUUCGAGAUGUCGGCCUUUCUUUCAAUCAUGCUGGCACUAGAAAUAAUUUCCAAUCAGAAGGAACAGUUACGUACAUGGAUGGAAAAACCAUUCAAGGUAAAGCUGUUAUUGAGUCAGCCAGUUUAAAAAACUUGAGAGGAAAAGUAACAGCAACAACACCCUUCGAUGGUUACAGACAAACAUCAGUUGAACAUAGUCACCAAAUGAGCGACAAUGACAUAAAAAUCAACUUUAAAAUUGAAUUGCCUAACUCACCAGCCAUUGCUGCUGACAUUCAUUUAACGGCUAAUGGACCAGAUGCACAAAUCGUAUUGGCUGCUAACACAAACAUAGAUAUGUUUAGAAAAGUAACUUUCAUGGUGAAGAAGUCGGGUAAUGUUAAUCAGUUCAAUGGAGAAUUUAAGUUAAUCACAGAGGACAUCGUAGUCAAAGGUGACAUCUCACAUCGAAAUAGAAGAGGAAAUCUUUCUACAAAAAUUACAUUGACCAAUCCAUUCACCGAACGGAUUGAUGUCAGCAUUCAGCACAGCCGCCGUUCAAAUGGAUUUUCAACAUCUGCUGCUGCAUCAAUGGGAACUGAAACGAAUGCAGAGGUGCAGACCACUUUCAACCAACAAAACAGUGAUACAUUCGAAUUGACCUCUAACGCAGGAUACAAACGAGAUGGAUAUGGAAAUAAGGCAAAGUUGAACAUUAAGAAAACAGGAACUCUUUCAAAUGCAGAAAUCACAAUGGAGGGAAGCAUCAACGAGAAGACAAUCACUACCCGUUUCUCUCUCCAAAGAGAAAACACAAUUUAUAGUGAGCUGUCAAUAACAACACCAUUUGAACAAUACAGAAACAUUGGAUUUUCAUUCCAAUAUUCAGGGACAAUAAACAACUUCUCGUCCAAAGGAACACUGCAAUAUAUGGAAAACCAAACUAUAUCUGUCAAAGUAACCCACUAUCAUGACAGUUGGCAAAUAAUAAAUAGCAAAGUAGAAAUCAAAACACCUUUUGAUGGUUUUGAAAAUCUACAAGGUAACUAUGAUCAUUCUUCCGAUAGUGACAAAUUCAGCUGUGACAUCAGUGUACAGUAUGGUCAAGGAAGGAAAAUUGGCGGAAUAAUCAAAGCAUCCUUAAUUCCAAGGCCAGAGUUUGAAAUUGAAAUUUCUACACCAUAUGAUGGAUUUAGAAGAUGGACUGCGAAUGGACAUUAUGAACAAAUUAUAAAGAAAUAUGAAGCUUCAGUCCAAAUAUCUGGUGGCACUGAUAAAACAAUUGCAUUGCAAUCUUCGAUAGAUCUCUCUGGUUCCCCUUAUACAGCAUCAUUAAAUAUCCAGACACCAUUCAAAGAUUUUGAGAGGAAUGAGCUCACUAUUACGCACAAAGGAACUCCAACCAAUUUUGACUCCACUAUCACAUUAACAAUCCCAAUCAUCAACACCAUAAGAGGAGUAGCACAUCUAAGAUAUAAAACACCAUAUACCUUGGAUGGUGCAGUAUCUGUAACAAGUAGUAUUCCAUGCAUGGAAAAUCUCGAACUGGCUCUGCGGGCUUCAAAUGAAUCUGAUCAAAAGAAAUUGCAUACCGAGUUAGCAUGGGCAUCGGGAAGAGAAAUCAUACUAGAUGUAUCAUCUCGCAGCCAUAAUGACUGGAACAGCAAAGUGCUAACAUUUGAUGUCGUCAUGUCCACACCAUUUGAAAUUGCAAGGCAUGAAUCUCUCAAAUUUGAACAGAGUAUUGGCAGUGACACAUAUGCACAUAAGAUUGAGGUGGAACACAAUGCCGAAACCAUUUUAGAUGUGGAUAUCGACUAUUCCAAAUAUCCUAGAUACGAGGGAUCUAUCGCAGUUAAAAGCCCAAGACCAAUGCAGUUCACAGUAUCAGGGCGUCUCGAAGGCAAGAGUUUCGACGGUGAUCUAAUGCUGAACUGGAACAAAAAUGAACCUAACAGCAAUGUGCGGUUUGAAACGGCAUAUGGUGAUAAGGAAGGACAAUUGGAUAAGGACAUCAAGUUCAAACUGAUUCAUCCAGUUCGGACAAUGGGCAUUACUGGCUCACUCAAAUCUACCCGGCGCCACACCAGCAGCCAUGCUGAACUGUCCUGGAACGAAGAAGCUGGACACAAGGUCUCGUACGAUUUUAGCUUGAAAGACAAGAGCAGGCGAUACAGCAACAUGUACGACAGCACAGUGAAAAUCGGCAUUCCGGGCCGAAGCCUCCAGGUUACUGGAUCUUAUGGCGGUAAUCGUAAAGUGAGGACCGUAGACGGUUCAUUCCUCUGGGAUGCUGAUGAGGACCAGAACAAGGCAGUGGGGAUGAAGGCCACGUUCCAACCAGCUGAUAGUCGAGCAGAUAUUACGUUCAGUUUGCCAUCAAUUGGAAAGGACAUAAAAAUUGGAACUGAGAUGAGUGUUAACGAGGGAAGGACCCUUUUCAACAGUAGAACUCAAUUCUCGUACUCACAGGACAGCAGAAAGACACUGACCUUCAUGUCAAGUCUUCGGGACAUUUCCACUCGUUAUGGCGCCAAGAACUACAGCCUUACAUUCGGGAUUGCGCACCCAUACACUGACCUGGACUGUCGAAUGUCAUCCAGUGUUGGGCAGUCCACAGACAGAUACUCCGCUGGUUUGGACAUAUCUUACCUGACGGCCAGACGAGAAAAGAAGAACUUGGCUUUACGUGCAGAGAUCGAUCGGUUGAGAAAUCAGAUGAACUUUGAGAUCGUCAGUCCACACAGGAGAAUUGAAGUGUUCGGCGACAUCGUGAACACCAGCCCGCUACUGAUGCGAUUCAGAAACAGGAUCGACGGCCGACUCCUGAUCAGCUCUGCCCUCACCUUGGACCUGGAAGAGAAGAGCUUGGACUUCCAGACUAAUUAUGAUCCAGACCACCCUGAAGAAUCGAUCAGAAUCAGCGCCAAGUACGUGAACAGCAGUGCAUUCCGUGCCGAGGUGUUUCACGCAGCGGCCUACGAACAGCAUGUCGAUGGUCUCCUCGCAUUCAGACUCAACACGUCGCACCUGCUCCACACCCGCAUUCACUGGAGACCAGAGAUCGUCAAGGAAUUUGAGGAUUAUCUGAUAAAGAAAUUGGAGAAAUACGGCAAAGACAUUGACACAGGAGCAGAAGGAAUGAUGGCGGCCAUUGCACAGGAGCUGGAAGCCAGAUACCGCAGAACCGUCACUCACGUGACCAAGGAGCUGGAACCCGUAAAGGAGCUCAUUGACAGGGAGAUGGACAUUGUAGGCAGACAACUCGAAAAAUUCACACGAGAUUUGCGACGCAUGUACACCAGGAAUGACCUCUACGUGCGCGACAUGGGAAAUACCGCUCAAAUAGUGAUCAAUGCUCUCGACAGCCUGAUUCUCAGAUACAAGUCUCUUCGCGAACAGGUCGACAUGGAAUUAACCAAAUUUGCUGACAAACUCAAAUCCUACCCAGUUAGAGAGAAGUACCUGUCUCUGAUCGGUGACGGCAUGUAUAAUAUCCAGCGAGCUGUAUCGAGUGGGGUGACAAGUACCAGUGAAUGGAUCAGCAAACUUGACGAAGAGCUGCAGAAUUGGAGGAAUUCACUAGAACACCAUUCCAGUAAACUACAGAACAGCGUGUCAGGAUACCUGGAGUCUGUGAAGAACCACCCAGUGAUAAAUGGAGAGGUAUAUAGCCGAUACAUCAACACUCUGUCAAACAAGCUGACGGAAGGAAUAAAGUCAACAAACCUUGCCGACCAGUACAACUCUGUCAUCUACAACGUGCGAGAGCUCGUCAACGCUCGUUUAGCCGACGUGAUCUCCCGGGAGGAGAUGAACCAUCUGCACACCAUGGCCAACAACGUCUACCAAGAGGGCGUAUGGGCCUACAACUACUGGCAGGUUGAAGAGAACACCAUGAAACAUCUGAUGAACAUCAUGACCCUGAUGAAGGAAAUCAUCCAAGAAGAGUUUGAGAAGUACACUCCAUUCCUUCAGAUCUUUAAGAAGUCAAAAGUCACAGUGUAUGACCCGGAGCACGGUGAAAUCCAGAUGGAAAUGUACCUGCCCAUCCCUCUACAAUCCCUGGACACGGCCCCCAACGUCCUCCCACACAUCACCAGGGCCUACAACAGAUACAUUCCUGAUGGGCAGACUCUUCAGAAAUAUUAUAAUUAUCUGCCAACGAUGUUCAAGGGACGAAGUAAUGACACAAAUAGCAAUGCAGAUUUUAACACACAAAUGGAGCAAUACCUGAACUCCAACCAACCAACACGACCACUGCGUCGUCCCAGGUACUACGCCAUGCCCGUCUGAAUUUCCAAUCGACCUUUCUAAACCAAAAACAUUUACUGACAAUGUUCCUUCGAUCUAUCUAAUCGUGUGUAUAUUGAAGAUUUAUUUAUUGUGGAAUAGUUUAUCUUGAAGAGAAAACAACAACACAAAUGUGAAUAUUAUCAAUAAAGUUUAAAAUAAAA